Molecule: messenger RNA, 634 nt
Organism: Ambispora gerdemannii
Lineage: Eukaryota; Fungi; Glomeromycota; Glomeromycetes; Archaeosporales; Ambisporaceae
Source: the annotation of a GenBank genome assembly
AUGCAUCAGAUUCGAAUAUUGUGCAAGCUUUCAUUUUUAGAUCUGAAUGCCACAUUUUCAAGUGCACUCAACAUUGGUCACAAAAAUGACUGGACCGUAUUAGAGCCUGCUGCUGAAAGAUGCCUGCAAUCUCUUGUCAAGCUGGACACUGAUCAGGUCCGUGCUAUUGGAGAAGUAGUUAAGCUUAAGAGAGUCUAUGGGGCCGUUCUUGAACUUCGAAAAAUGGUGAAGGAUACCAAGGAAUCAGACUUAGAAUUCGAUUUAUUUAGUGAAGACUUAAAUGAUAAACCACCAUUUCUUCUUGUUGAAGAGGAAGACUAUCUAGAUAUAGAUCGGGGUUCCUGGAUAACUUGGGAAGAUGAAAUGUUAAUAAAUAGCCUUGAUAUCAUUCUCGAAGGGUCGUGGGAGGAAGUUUCUAGGCGGGUCAAAUCCCACGAUCCUGGCGAGUAUUCCCAUUUCCCACAGAAACAUGAUCUAGGAACAGAUUUGCCAUAUGGUCGCGAAUUUUCUUUGUGUGAGCGUGCAGGUUCCAAAGUUGAUAAUGACACGAAGAAUAUUUCAGAUAUUCUAAAGGUUCUAAAGACACUUAGGGACAUGCACAAGGCUCUUGUGAAAGCGAUCAUAAUUGAAGGUG